CCAUGGCAUGCAGUCUGCGCACGCUUGUUUUGAAUUAGCCAGCACGAAAGCGGCGUGUCCUUUGCACACUGGCGCAACACUGGGCAUGUGUGCGAAGCCGUAGUCCAGCCCCGCAACCCGCCCACCACCCUCCCUCUUCCCUUCGGUGCGUCUCGGUCCGCCCGCAGCAGUCUCCUUCCCGGCGAGGUUUCACUCUAGAGAUGGCUGUGAAAGUGUGCAGAUCAGUACUCCUGUUGUCCCGGAGCAGCGGAGCGGUGGCCGGCAGCCUCCCCGCACUUGCCGUCUCUUCACAGCGACAUCAUCAGCACAUAAGACCGGAGGUACUGUCUGCUCCUUUCACCCGUCAGACUGUCAGGAGAGCACAUGGCCUCCGGCCUGCAGCCCACUCCACACUCUUCACCCAGCCUCCCACUGCCCUGUCUCCACAGGUUUGGAGGGGCGCCCCCUCAUGGCAAGGCCAGAGACUGUUGUGUUCCUCCACUGCUCCAGAGGAGGUGACAGUGGUGUAUCAGAACGGGCUGCCGGUGAUCUCAGUCAGUUUGCCGUCCCGGCGAGAGCGCUGUCAGUUCACCCUGAAGCCGCUCAGUGACUGCGUGGGAGUGUUCCUGCAACAGCUCCAGGCGGAGGACAGAGGCAUCGACCGGGUAGCCAUCUACUCCACGGAUGGAGCGAGGGUCGCCUCCUCCACAGGCAUAGACAUCCUGCUGCUGGAUGAUUUCAAGCUCGUUAUCAAUGACACCACACACCUCGUGCGGCCACCAAGGAGAGAGCUGCUGCCCCACGAGGAGGCAGAAAGGCUGAAUGACGUCAAGUUUCUGGUGCAGCAGCUCUACACCACCCUGCGCAUCGAGGAGCACCAACUCGGCAAGGAACGUGAGCUCAUUGGACGACUGGAGGACCUCAACUCUCAACUCCGCCCCUUAGAGCAGGUGAAGGAGGAACUGAAUAAGAAGGCAGAGCGGCGUACCACCUGGGUGCUGUGGGGCGGCAUGGCGUACAUGGCCACCCAGUUUGGCAUCCUGGCCAGGCUCACCUGGUGGGAGUACUCCUGGGAUAUCAUGGAACCCGUCACCUACUUUAUCACUUAUGGCACGGCCAUGGCCAUGUACGCCUACUUUGUUCUUACACGCCAGGAGUAUGUUUACCCCGACGCUAGAGACAGGCAGUAUCUACUGUUCUUCCACAAGGGGGUGAAAAGGACACGCUUCGAUGUUGAGAAGUACAACCAGCUGAAGGAUGAUAUAGCUGAGGUGGAGUUGGAUCUGAAGCGUCUUCGGGACCCGCUCCAACUCCAGCUCCCAGUUCAGCAGCUCAUCGACAGUAAAAAUUGAUGGGAAGAGUGACUCCCUUCUCUCUCAACUCCUACCACCCCCUUUCCCGCUUCCAUCCAGCAACGCCCCCUUUUACGCCCAACUCUUUCCUAAGACUCCUCCCUCCCCCAUUUCUCCCACACCCAAUAAUCCCAUCCUGUUUUUGACUGUGGGAGCUAGUCUUUUCUCCUUUUUUUCCCCUUCUUUUUUUCUUUCUUUUAACUUCCUGACUGAAAACUCCAGUUGGAAUUGCAAUUGAAAACCGCUAAAAGACAAAGAAGGAUGGCGAGAGUACCGGGAACUGAAACACUCUCACAGCCGAAGGAUGGUGAGGAUGAUGAAAAGGACAAUGAUGAUGAAGGAUUUAAACUGGGCUGCUAUGGAUAUGCCUCAAGUCUCUGGAGGGACAGCCUGCAGGGAACUUCAGGGGGAAAACGGGAAUUAUCACACCUCUAGACACUGCAGAGAAGAGGACAUGCAGAGGGGCAGUCACUAUUGAGUGUGUAUGUGUAUGUAUGUAUGUAUGUGUGUGUGUGUGUGUGUGUGUGUGUGUGUGUGUGUGUGUGUGAAUGGGACUUUCAGGGUAUACUGGGACACCGACACUGGCCACUCUGCAGGUCAACACAGCAGUGUAGUCCUGCUUCCUCUAGCAGUCAAACUGUCAACACACACACACACACACAUACACACACACAAAUACACACAUGUCUACUCUUGGUUGGGACAGGCUCCAGAAAGAGUCUCUAUCCCAAAGUUUACAAGAAAGUCCUGAUGGCGGUCGCACCAUCAGGGGGACUUUCGUCUUCCUGUGGCUGAACCCUGCUGCCUCUCCCUCCCUGGGCCACGCCUUCUCCGGGUGACGGACAGCUGUCCCUCCCAGUGUGACCUUUGUCAGGAGCUUGUCUCGACUCGCAGGAUAGAGGCAUGAUAGAGGCAUGAUGACGCCUCGCUUCCUCUUCCUGUUGACGUCCUGUAGCGGCCCGGUCUGCGCAAGUAUGAGAGUCCUACCGACAACAACAUCACUGUGUGUUCUUUUAUUCAAAAAAAAAAAUAUUUUGGCACUUUUUAUUUUGAAAGCCAUAGUAUAUUUGUUAUGAAAAUAAUAUAAAUAUAUAUAUAUAUAUAUAUGUAUACAAUCAAAUAAACAGAUGACCCGAGGCUAGUUUUCAGUGGGGGGAGGAGCUCUCUUACGAACAUCCUUUCAUCAAUUAACAUCCUCUGAAGAUCUCCUGCCAUGACGGAACCCCCGCUAACAGCCCAACGUCUGCACACGCAAAACGCAUUACAAUGUAUGCAUUGAUACCUUGAACUAACUAUUACAUAUCUUGUCAAACACACACAAUGUAUUUUACAGUAACUACAUCCAGGCAGGUCGUAAGGCUCCUGUGCAUGGUCACCAAAGAGGGGAAACAAUGUUGAAGCCAAUUCAGGGUGAAACUUGUUCAGAUUGGAAUUGAGGCCGAAUGAUGCCAACCAUGACCUCUAUAAUCAGCUCAUGAAUACAAAGAUUGCUGCAGAAAUCCUUAACAUAAUGAAAGGUUUACAAUGUGCAGUGACCAUUGUCUUAGACAAAUCCACUGGCUAUGUCCAGAUUGUCAGUGACCUGACCAUUAUCUUAACAGCAUGUAAUGUGCAUUUCAUCAAGUGAGGUUUUUUUUAACAAUUCUCCCUCACAAAGCGUAUAGACUAAAUCCCAAAAAACAAUCAUGGAUUUGAUUCAUAUAGGCUUUUUUGAGUUUUCUCCUCUCACUGUUGCUGUAAUGCCCCCCUGCUCCCUCAAUGGCAAGCCGGGUAGACUGCAUGCUGUGGUAUGCCCUUAGUAGAAAUUCGUGAAUGUGUAGGAGCAUUAUUGCAAUUUUGUACUUAACUGGACACUUUUCUUUGCCACAUCUAGCUGAAGUCUCAUCCCCUUGAUACGUUAAAUGUAGAAGCCAUAUGUUUGUUUUGUCCAUUUUCUGGGGGAAAUGGACACUGAAAGAACUUUUUUCAGCAUUACUUAGUUUUCUGUUCAGGUUCAGGAUUGGAAGGCCCUCUUUCCGUCCCCAUUUAUGUCUACAAAAAAUAAGAACAAGCUCUGAAAAUCAUUUGUUUACGCUCUGAACUGCUGUAGAUCACCUGCAGAGAGGAAGCCCAAUCACAUGACGCCCCUGAACAUAGACUCUAGUGCAAGAUCCUGCAUGUGUGUGUCGUGUGGAAAGUUGACUGAAUCCCACUGAAGAGAUCGAUGUGUUCAACUGCAGAUUUUCCAUUACUGUGCAUGAUUUUAGGUUGAAUCUAGUUAGCCAUGCCGAUCUCAAGGCAGGAUUUGGUCUAAUCUGUUUGUGUGUGUGUGUUUGUGUGUCUCCAAGGGAAAUUGUGCCUUUUGGCGGAUUAAUGAUUUUAAAAGUAUCAAUAAUGUAGCAAAUUGGUAAACAGCAAUCAUGAGAUCAUUGAGAAAGUUAAUCUCCUAUUUGGAACGACACCUUCAUAUUGUGGAGGUUUAAAUUUUAAUGUUUGGAAGUGAGAAUCAAUCUUGCUGUGUGUCUGUGAACAUUUGUGUUUGUUUGUUGAAUGCACGUGGUGAUCAGUGAGUACACUGGGGACAAAGUUCAGAUCGCUUUAUUCAUGAAUCCUCUUCCCUCAACCACUGACUGUCAAUAGUGGUAGAAAUCAAUUCCGCUCUCAUCCCACUUCAUAGCAGAAUUGUUCCAGAAUAGGCCAACUUUACACACACACAAAUACACACACACGGGCGAUUUUGUUUCCUUGGAGAUGUACUGUGGCAGGUGAGAGAUCCUCCCCUCAGCUGUUUCUACACAACGCUUCUCUACAUCAUCACCACCUCCUCCUUUUUAUCAUGCCAUCCACCGUUUAUUGCCUUUGUCUUUGUUCUUUUUUGUUCUUGUUUACUUUUUAAAAAUGAAAUAUAUCAAAUAUAGGGAAACUUUAUUAUAAAGAGGGUGUUGCAUGAAUGUAUGUCUACAUGGGAAAUUAUGUGAAAACAAAAAAGAUGAUUUAUCAACAAAAAAAAAAAAACUGCAAAGAUAAUUUAAGAACGUUGUUUGUAGAGGUUCCUAGUUAUAAAGGGCAGUGGACAGGGCUGCAUCUUUAGAAUCUGCCCUGCCAAAUCUGACUUAAAUCCCAGCCAACCAACUGCUCAAACCCACAUCAAACCCCACUCAUAUCUUCACCUUAUUUACUCCCAUAAACCCCUCCCUCAGCGUGCAUUUACACUCCCCAAUAAAUGGAGAAAAGAAAGCCUCCAUUCUCGGUGUGCCUGUAAGAGAGUCGUUACUCUUGACCUCAGUUACUAACGUCCUGAAUCUGAAACCAAGGGGAAAGUGUCAGGCGCACUGUUAGCUUAUCGGGGAACACCUCGAAUUCUCACCCCUCUCUCCUGGCAUUUUCAUCCACUCUCAGCCUUUUUUCUCCAAAGCGACAUUAUUAUUAUAUUCUUUGAAUGUGUGUUAUGUUUUGAAUAUCUUGUUUGUGUGCACUUACAAUAAGAUGUUUAAAAUGCCUAAAGAGUGAAGCAGAAUAUAGGAUUGAAAAUGAUCUUGUACUCCAAUCUGACCUCUUUUUUUAAUUUAGUUUUUCUUGUCUGUUUUUCUUCUGUUGACAUGAUGCUGUAAUGUUGGCGAAAAAGAAAAAUGUAAAAUCCUGUACCAUUUAUGAAAUAUGUAUAAAAGAGAAAUGUAAUUCAAUUAUCAAUAAAAUCCUUAUCCAGGUUUUGGA
This is a messenger RNA of Cyclopterus lumpus (lumpfish), 5024 nucleotides long. It is a transcript of the gene mcu, whose product is annotated as mitochondrial calcium uniporter. Gene Ontology annotation, cellular component: uniplex complex; mitochondrial inner membrane. Lineage: Eukaryota; Metazoa; Chordata; Actinopteri; Perciformes; Cyclopteridae. Bases 201 to 1331 code for a protein of 376 amino acids. Gene Ontology annotation, biological process: calcium import into the mitochondrion; mitochondrial calcium ion homeostasis. Gene Ontology annotation, molecular function: uniporter activity; calcium channel activity. The record is from RefSeq and is a predicted model, not a curated record. The transcript is spliced from 9 exons.